CGUUGGCAGCAUUGUCGUCCGAAGCACGUGCAAAGAGAGCGUCAACGUUUUUAAGCCCGAUUAAAAAUUAGUUUAAACGCCGCAAAAGUGGGUUCGAAAAUUGAAACCGCGUUCCUUCCCUUUCCACCAGACCCCUUUAAAAAAUCACCAUGGAUUUGGACACAAAAAUACUUAACGAUGACCCCAAUGUGACCCUAACCAUUAGAUUGAUAAUGCAAGGAAAGGAAGUGGGAAGCAUCAUAGGAAAAAAAGGAGAAAUAGUUAAAAGAUUCAGAGAAGAGUCUGGUGCCAAAAUAAACAUAUCUGACGGAUCUUGCCCUGAAAGGAUUGUCACAGUUACUGGAUCAACAAAUGCGAUUUUUAAGGCUUUCACGUUAAUAUGCAAAAAAUUCGAAGAGUGGUGUUCCCAGUUCCAGGACAUAAGCAGCGGAGGCAGUGGCGUGCCGAGGCCGCCCAUCACUCUCCGUCUGAUCGUGCCUGCGAGCCAGUGCGGUUCGUUGAUCGGCAAGGGGGGAUCCAAGAUCAAGGAGAUCAGGGAGGUGACCGGCGCCUCGAUCCAGGUGGCGUCGGAGAUGCUGCCCAAUUCCACGGAGAGGGCCGUGACCAUUUCCGGUACCGGAGAGGCCAUCACCCAGUGCAUUUAUCACAUCUGUAAUGUCAUGCUCGAGUCCCCUCCCAAAGGAGCAACCAUCCCCUACCGCCCCAAACCCCAAGUGGGUGGCCCCGUGAUCCUAGCAGGUGGACAGGCCUAUACCAUCCAAGGCAACUACGCCGUUCCCGCCCACACAGACGUAAGUAACACCACCACGAUAACAAUGACCCCCCUUCUCGCUCCCCACUUGCCCCCCCACCUCGGCCACCCGCUGGCCGGCCUCGCCCCGGUCGGGCCCCCCCUCAUGGCGCUCGACCACCUCAAGAACAACGGACACAUGCAGGCGGCGUUGCCACCCGCGCAUCUCAUGCCAGACAUGACGCUAGGCAAGAGCCCUUUAGCAGGAUUGGCGGCGCUAGGAUUGGGCGGUUUGGCACCAGCAAAUACAGGGGGUUUAAACCCUGCAGGUAAGCAAUCCCUGGCGGCGCUGGCGGGCUCGCAGCUGCGCAGCUCCAACUCGCGCAGCUCCCAGAACACGAACCAGCAGACGCACGAGAUGACCGUACCGAACGAGCUGAUCGGGUGCAUCAUCGGCAAGGGCGGCACGAAGAUCGCGGAGAUUCGGCAGAUUUCGGGCGCGAUGAUCCGCAUCUCGAACUGCGACGACCGGGAGAGCGGCGUCACGGAUCGCACCAUCACGAUAAGCGGCAACCCCGACGCUGUAGCGCUGGCGCAGUACCUGAUCAACAUGAGUGUCGAGCUGCAGAAAGCUAACCUUGAGGCCCAAAACUCUCCCGGCACCGGCGGCUCCUCGAGCGGCCAGUCCUCCUCCGCCACCGCCGCCUCCCCCCUGGCAAGCGCCAUUCCCCUCGCGCAGCUGCUGGCCAAGCCGGGCGCCCUCAACGCCCUCACCUCUCUGAGCGCCCUCGGCGGCCUCACCGAGCUGCUGGGCGGCGGCCAGGCGGGCGCCCCGCCCGUCCAGACGACAGGCGUGCACCGCUCCCACAAGAACUACGCGCCCAGGCUGCGAUCGCCCGCGGGCGGGGGCGGCCCUCAAGACGGAUCCAAGCUCAAGUCCGAGCGCAACAAGUUCAACCCUUACUAGGGCCGCCCCUCCAGCGCUUAUCCCACCCCCAACACCGCCACCACACUCCCCGAGAGCCUUAAACGCGCGACAGGGUUUUACCCGUUUUGGAUACCUAACGUUUUGAUUUUACACGUUUCAUUGACAUUAUUCACGCUACAGUAAUGUUUCAAAGAAUUUUCGUUUUUUUUAUGCGAUGUUUUUACCAUAUUAGAGUUGGGCAAACUACUUGAAAAAAGUAGUGGAGUAUAACUAUUAGGGUGUGCCAAAAAAACUCGAUUUUUUUUUCUUGCUCUCCACCCAAAAUAUCGUUGAAUAUGUCCGAACAAAUAUCCUGUUAAAAGCGGAGCUCAUAAUUUCAAUUUUAAGAGGUCCUUCAUCGAAUCUGAAGUUUUGCCGCUUAAAUAGCACAGAAAACUGACUUUUUUACCUUAUUUAUUCUUGCAACCUAGGAAGAAAUUUUCUUUUCAUAAAAUCCAUGACCAAAUCUUACAAAUAGUAGAGGAUCCCAAGUAAGGUCGACCUUCACCCAUCUGCUUACCAGAUGAAAAUUAUAUUUUAUCAAAUAAAAUAUGUUUCUGAACAUAAACCAAUAGGGUUGCCAUAAAAAAUAUGAUCAAGGCUAUCUAUAAUAAAUAAAAAAUUAAAAAAAAAUAAUUAAUUUUUUAAAUUUCACCGACUUGCUUGCCAAAUGAACGAAAUUCCAAUGGAAAGCAU
Messenger RNA from Brassicogethes aeneus, 2393 nucleotides. The record is from the annotation of a GenBank genome assembly. Lineage: Eukaryota; Metazoa; Arthropoda; Insecta; Coleoptera; Nitidulidae.